Molecule: messenger RNA, 1440 nt
Organism: Cordyceps fumosorosea ARSEF 2679
Lineage: Eukaryota; Fungi; Ascomycota; Sordariomycetes; Hypocreales; Cordycipitaceae
Product: Pyridoxal phosphate-dependent transferase, major domain protein
Exons: 3
Coding region: 1-1440 (479 amino acids)
Source: RefSeq, a predicted model, not a curated record
AUGGAAGAAUCUACUCCGGCGACCAACGGCUACCACCAGAAUGGAGUCUCUCAGGAUGAAGCUCCGCGGUGUACACUCUGUGCAAAAGAAGCUCCUCGCGAUGUCCUAGACAUGGAGGAAGUCCGAUCCCAUUUUCCCAUCCUCAAGCAAGGAACAACGGUGCCGUUCAACAAUGCUGCCGGAACUGUCGUGCUCAAGGAGGCCGUGGAGGCGGCGAGCAAGCUCAUGUACGACAUGCCCAUCGACCACGGCGAUGGCGAUCCGCGAAGCAACGCCGCGCAGGCCGAGUACGCAAGCGUCAUCAACCAGUGCGCCGGCUUCAUCAACGCCGACCCGUCCGAGAUUGUUUUCGGACAGUCAACCACCGCCCUGCUGCGGCUGCUCGGGCAGUCCCUCCGGAGCUAUCUACAGCCGGACUCGGAGAUGGUGUGCUCCACGCUCUGCCACGAGGCAUCCGCCAGCGCCUGGAUCCAUCUCGCGCGCAGCCUCGGCAUCACCAUCAGGUGGUGGACGCCCGCGCUCGAGGACGAGGACAGCCCGUGCCUGACGCCCGACUCGCUGCGGCCUCUACUCACCCCCAAGACGCGCCUGGUAACCUGCAACCACGUCUCCAACGUGGUCGGCACCAUCCACCCCAUCCGGGAGCUCGCCGACCUCGUGCACACGAUCCCGGGUUGCCUGCUCGCCGUCGACGGCGUCGCCUGGACCCCCCACCGCCCCGUGGACGUCCAGGCGCUCGACGCCGACUUUUACUGCUUCAGCUGGUACAAGGUGUUUGGGCCGCACCUCGCGCAGCUCUACGCGGCCCGCGGCGCGCAGCAGCGCUGCCUGAGCAGCAUCAACCACUUCUGGUUCGACCCGGCCACGCUCGACGGCAAGAUGCACCUCGGCGCGGCGUGCUACGAGCUCGAGGUCAUGUGCGCGCCGAUCACGCGGUAUCUCGGCGCGCUGGGCUGGGACGCCAUCGUCGCGCAGGAGACGCUCCUGACGAGAGUGUUCUUGGAGUACCUGCUGGCGCGGCCGGGGGUCUAUCGCGUGUUUGGGCGGCGCACGCCGGAUCCGGAGCGGCGCGUGUCGAUUGUGAUUUUCGAGGUGCGCGGGCGGCAGUCGAGCGAGGUGGUCAUGCAGGUGCAUGUGAGGGAUCGCUUCCGGAUUACUUGGGGGGACUGCUGGGCGCCAAGGCCGACGUUUGACAACUUGAGGCCGAGUAGUGACGGCAUUAUCCGGGUCAGCUUCGUGCACUACAACUCGGUGAGCGAGGUGCGGGAGCUGUGUGAGGAGCUGGAGCGGAUUACGUGCCCGUUGAAGAAAGAGGCCGAGGCCAACGGGCAUAACGGGGAAGAAGAGGCCGCCCAGGCCAACGAACAUGGCGGACAGGAAGCGGCUGUCCAGGCUAAUGGGCAUGGAGGGCAGGAAGCGCUGUCCAGCAGCACGAUUUGA